UGAAGGGCCCAUAUAAAAACACCAUGCAAUUGAGAAUCAGUAGGAAUAUUUUCCUAGAGACCUGGAUAUACAAGAAUUCUGAUCUCAUGUUUUCCUUGGUUUUUCUUUGUUAUUGAUCUCUCUCUCUCUCAUACCUAUAUGUUCAGGUAAGCAAAUGAAAUCAGAAGAAAAUUCGUUCAUCCUGGUAGAAUAAAUUAACUUAUUUCAAAAUUGAUGAGAUUUGAGUUCUUUCUUUCUCUCUCUCUUAAUUUGCAUUGGAAAUCUGCUUUGAAUCAAUCAUGAAAAGCCCUCCAAAAGGACCUGCAGAUAGUUUUUCCAGGGAUUUUUUCUCGUAUUCAUAUUUAACUCCUUGGACUCUUCCAAAAACGGUGAUCAGCUUGAUCAUUGUAAUCUCUCUUCCCUACGUCUUUUAUUCAUUUAGAUUGUUAUAUUCUUCAAAUCCUCCAACCCAACAAGCUGUAGUUCACGAUCUUCUUCAAUCUCAACCUCAUCCUGGAUUUCAAAACAAUUUCUUACGCACGGAUGUAUCAUCAACUAACAAUAAUGAGCAGGACCCAGAAACAACGAGCCUCAAACACAUAGUUUUCGGCAUUGGAGCCUCGUCUUCCACAUGGAACCAGAGAAAAAAUUACCUCAAGUUAUGGUGGAGACCGAUAGAAAUGCGAGGCCACGUUUGGCUGAACAAGCCUGCCGAAUACAGUGCUGAUGAUUAUAAGUCUUUACCACCCUUGAAGAUCUCAAGCGACACAUCACAAUUCGAUUACAAACACCCUUGGGGUACGCGAGACGCCAUACGAAUGUCAAGGAUUGUUUCAGAGUCUCUGAGGUUAGGCUUGAAGGAUGUAAGGUGGUUCGUAAUGGGUGAUGAUGAUACAGUUUUUAUUGCUGAUAAUUUGGUUAGGGUUUUGUCAAAGUAUGAUCAUAAUCAGUUUUAUUAUAUAGGGAGUCCAUCGGAGACUCGUAUGCAGAAUUUAAAUUUUUAUUUUGGUAUGGCAUUUGGUGGUGGUGGAUUUGCUAUAAGUUAUCCAUUAGCAAAAGCUCUCGAGAAAAUGCAAGAUCGCUGCUUACAGAAAUAUUCUUCUUUAUACGGUUCUGAUACAAGGAUUCAUGCUUGUUUAUCAGAGCUUGGCGUUCCUCUCACCAGAGAACAAGGAUUUCAUCAGUUUGAUAUGCACGGCAACAUUUACGGCUACCUGGCGGCUCAUCCGCUUGCGCCUGUUGUGUCUCUCCACCACUUAGAUUUGGUGGAGCCGAUCUUCCCAGACAUGGACCGAGUGGAGGCGGUGCAACGCCUGAUGGAACCAAUGAAAUUAGACUCAGCGGCACUGGUUCAACAAUCCUUUUGCUACGACAAAAACAGGACCUGGACGGUAUCCAUUUCAUGGGGAUAUGCAGUGCAAAUUGUACGGGGCAUACAUACAGCCAGUGAAUUAGAAACUCCUGCAAAAACCUUCCUGGAUUGGAAUUCAAGAGGCGAUGAUGCGGCAUUUGACUUCAAUGUUCGCUCUAUUGGCCUCGUUCCUUGCGAAACUCCAUUUGUUUACUUUCUUUCCAAUGCACUGUACAAUGCCACUACUGAUCAGACUGCUACUGAAUAUAUUCGUUAUCGGGCACAUAUCCCAUCUUGUAAUUGGAAGAUUCCAGAUCCUUCUGAAAUCCACAGAGUCGAGGUUUACAAGAAACCUAAUCCAGAUUUAUGGAACAAGUCUCCGAGAAGAAAUUGCUGCAGGAUCUUGCCAACUAAGAAGAACCGGACUUUGGUGGUUGAUGUGAGUGUUUGCAGAGAAGACCAGACUGUUGUUGAUUGACAGUUUAUAGGAUUUUUGUAAAUUUUCUCAAAUUUUACUUGGAAAGGGAAACCACUUAAAGGGUUUUUCUUUGAAUUGCAGAAUUAUGUUUCUGUAAAAUCAAUGCUCUUCAAUCCACUCUUUGAGCAAAA
Molecule: messenger RNA, 1939 nt
Organism: Mangifera indica (mango)
Lineage: Eukaryota; Viridiplantae; Streptophyta; Magnoliopsida; Sapindales; Anacardiaceae
Exons: 3
Coding region: 279-1808 (509 amino acids)
Molecular function (GO): acetylglucosaminyltransferase activity
Source: RefSeq, a predicted model, not a curated record